Cladocopium goreaui is the source of this 765-nucleotide messenger RNA. Lineage: Eukaryota; Dinophyceae; Suessiales; Symbiodiniaceae. The record is from the annotation of a GenBank genome assembly.
GUCAUGACGCUGACAGCCUAUGGCGUAAAGAAUGUCUUCGGAUGCGUUGGGGGAUAUAAAGGCAUGGUGAAGCCAGAGACAUGGAUGAAGUUGACCCCACACGUGGUGCAAGACAUCCACAAGAAGGGCGGCACCAUCUUAGUCAGCGACCGAGGGAAUCCUCCACACAUGGACAUCGCCAAGAUGCUCCAAGAAAAGAACAUCAAGCAGUACUUUGUCAUCGGCGGAGAUGGCACCCAAGCAGGAGCCUUUGAAACCUUCAGAUGCACCAAAGAGAUUGAACAUGAAGUGGCAGUGGUGGGCGUGCCCAAGACGAUCGACAAUGACAUCCCCGUCUUGGACAGGUCCUUUGGUUUCAACACCGCCUGUAGCGAGGCGGAACGUGCCAUCUCUUCGGCUUACGUGGAGGCAACUUGCAACUCCCAUUGCAUCGGCUUGGUGAAGCUCAUGGGUCGUCACUGUGGUUUCAUCGCAUUGCACGCCACCCUGGCUGCUCGCAGCGUUGAUCUAUGCCUGUUGCCCGAGAUGGACGUCUCGUUGCCGCGGGUCUUGAGCUACUGCAUGCACCUGAUGAAGACCAAGGGACACGCGGUGAUCGUGGUGGCCGAGGGAUGCGGUGACACCUUGUUGAAGAGCAGUGGGGAACGCGAUGCAGGCGGCAAUAAGAAGCUGGCAGAUGUGGGCCCCUGGCUGCGAGACCAGAUCCUGUCCUAUGCCAAGAGGUGCGGCGAGCCUCGCAGUUUUGCACCAGUUGUUGUUUCGUAG